ACAUCAAGAACCAAAAUGGUCGACUCCGGCCGUCGCCGCCGCCGCCGGGGGGAGGAGGGCCAUGAUCCAAAGGAACCAGAACAGUUGAGAAAACUGUUUAUUGGUGGUCUGAGCUUUGAAACUACAGAUGAUAGCUUAAGAGAACAUUUUGAGAAAUGGGGCACACUUACAGAUUGUGUGGUGAUGAGAGACCCCCAAACAAAACGUUCCAGGGGCUUUGGUUUUGUGACUUACUCUUGUGUUGAAGAGGUGGAUGCAGCAAUGUGUGCUCGACCACACAAGGUUGAUGGGCGUGUAGUGGAACCAAAGAGAGCUGUUUCUAGAGAGGAUUCUGUAAAGCCUGGUGCCCAUCUAACAGUGAAGAAAAUUUUUGUUGGUGGUAUUAAAGAAGAUACAGAAGAAUAUAAUUUGAGAGACUACUUUGAAAAGUAUGGCAAGAUUGAAACCAUAGAAGUUAUGGAAGACAGGCAGAGUGGAAAAAAGAGAGGAUUUGCUUUUGUAACUUUUGAUGAUCAUGAUACAGUUGAUAAAAUUGUUGUUCAGAAAUACCACACUAUUAAUGGGCAUAAUUGUGAAGUGAAAAAGGCCCUUUCUAAACAAGAGAUGCAAUCUGCUGGAUCACAAAGAGGUCGUGGAGGUGGAUCUGACAACUUUAUGGGUCGUGGAGGAAACUUUGGAGGUGGAGGAGGUAACUUUGGCCGUGGUGGAAACUUUGGUGGGAGAGGAGGCUAUGGUGGUGGAGGUGGUGGCAGUAGAGGUAGUUAUGGAGGAGGUGAUGGUGGAUAUAAUGGAUUUGGAGGUGAUGGUGGCAACUAUGGCGGUGGACCUGGUUAUAGUAGUAGAGGAGGCUAUGGUGGUGGUGGACCAGGAUAUGGAAACCAAGGUGGUGGAUAUGGUGGUGGUGGUGGAGGAUAUGAUGGUUACAAUGAAGGAGGAAAUUUUGGAGGUAACUAUGGUGGUGGUGGGAACUAUAAUGAUUUUGGAAAUUAUAGUGGACAACAGCAAUCAAAUUAUGGACCCAUGAAGGGGGGCAGUUUUGGUGGAAGAAGCUCGGGCAGUCCCUAUGGUGGCGGUUAUGGAUCUGGUGGUGGAAGUGGUGGAUAUGGUAGCAGAAGGUUCUAAAAACUCAGAAGAAAAGGGCUACAGUUCUUAGCAGGAGAGAGAGCGAGGAGUUGUCAGGAAAGCUGCAGGUUACUUUGAGACAGUCGUCCCAAAUGCAUUAGAGGAACUGUAAAAAUCUGCCACAGGAGGAACGAUGAUCCAUAGUCAGAAAAGUUACUGCAGCUUAAACAGGAAACCCUUCUUGUUCAGGACUGUCAUAGCCACAGUUUGCAAAAAGUGCAGCUAUUGAUUAAUGCAAUGUAGUGUCAAUUAGAUGUACAUUCCUGAGGUCUUUUAUCUGUUGUAGCUUUGUCUUUUUCUUUUUCUUUUCAUUACAUCAGGUAUAUUGCCCUGUAAAUUGUGGUAGUGGUACCAGGAAUAAAA
Molecule: messenger RNA, 1485 nt
Organism: Hippopotamus amphibius kiboko
Lineage: Eukaryota; Metazoa; Chordata; Mammalia; Artiodactyla; Hippopotamidae
Product: heterogeneous nuclear ribonucleoprotein A3-like
Exons: 1
Coding region: 16-1122 (368 amino acids)
Molecular function (GO): RNA binding
Source: RefSeq, a predicted model, not a curated record